This is a messenger RNA of Centropristis striata (black sea bass), 1825 nucleotides long. It is a transcript of the gene casq1b, whose product is annotated as calsequestrin 1b. Gene Ontology annotation, molecular function: calcium ion binding. The record is from RefSeq and is a predicted model, not a curated record. Gene Ontology annotation, cellular component: sarcoplasmic reticulum lumen. The coding region runs from base 119 to 1432 and encodes 437 amino acids. Gene Ontology annotation, biological process: regulation of skeletal muscle contraction by regulation of release of sequestered calcium ion. The transcript has 11 exons. NCBI's taxonomy places the organism in Eukaryota, Metazoa, Chordata, Actinopteri, Perciformes, Serranidae.
UUUGUUCCUAACUCUCCCUGCUUGACACCAACUUGUUUUAGGGACAACAUCUUUUCCCCCUUUUUAACUUUCUGAGAGAAGAGGCGUCCGUCCACGCGACCGCCAGGUGACCAUAGCCAUGAAGUGGGGCUGGGUGUUUUUGGGGGUCUUCCUAUCUUUGGGGACCCUGUCCUGGGCGGAGAUGGGCUUGGAGAUCCCCGAGUAUGACGGCAAAGACCGCGUCCACGACCUCAGCGCCAAGAACUACAAGUCGGUCAUGAAGAAGUACGACGUGAUGGUGAUCUACUACCACAAAAACGUGGACGGGGACCGCACCGCCACGAAGCAGCUUCAGAUAGAGGAGCUGGCUCUGGAGCUUGCAGCCCAAGUUCUGGGCGACUUCGACGACGAGGACAUUGGAUUCGGCCUGGUUGAUGAAAAGAAGGACUCUGCUGUUGCCAAGAAGCUCGGUCUGGACGAGGUGGAGAGCAUCUACAUCUUUGCCGACAAUGAGAUCAUUGAGUACGAUGGAGAGCUGGCAGCUGACACCCUGGUGGAGUUCCUCUACGAUGUGGUUGAAGACCCCGUGGAGAUCAUCGACAACGAGCGCGAGCUGAAGGGUUUCCACAACAUGGAUGAGGUCAUCAAGCUGGUCGGCUAUUUCAAGAGCGAGAAAUCUCCUCACUAUAUUGAGUAUGACGACGCUGCUGAGGAGUUCCACCCCUUCGUCAAAUUCUUUGCCACAUUUGACCCCAAGAUUGCCAAGAAGCUGAAGCUGAAGAUAAACGAGGUCGACUUCUACGAGCCCUUCAUGGAGGAACCCGUCACCAUUCCAGGAAAGCCCUACAUCGAGUCUGAGCUUGUUGAAUACAUUGAACAGCAUGACAGGCCCACUCUGAGGAAGCUUGAGCCCCACAGCAUGUACGAGAUCUGGGAGGAUGACAUUGAUGGAGAGCACAUUGUCGCCUUUGCUGAAGAAGAUGACCCAGACGGUUUUGAAUUCCUGGAAAUCCUGAAGGAGGUGGCACGCGAGAACACUGACAACCCCAACCUGAGCAUCAUCUGGAUCGACCCCGACAACUUCCCCCUGCUGGUGCCAUACUGGGAGAAGACCUUCCGCAUCGACCUCUCUUCUCCUCAGAUUGGUGUGGUUGACGUUGAGGAUGCCGACAGCGUUUGGAUGGAAAUGGAUGACCAGGAUGAAAUGCCCACAGCUGAUGAGCUCGAGCAGUGGAUCGACGACGUUCUGUCUGGAAAGAUCGACCCUGAUGAUGAUGAUGAUGAGGAGGACGAUGACGACGACGAUGAUGACGAUGAUGAUGACGAUGAUGAUGACGACGACGACGAUGAUGACGACGAUGAUGAUGAUGAUGAUGAUGAUGAUGACGACGAUGAUGAUGAUGACGACGAUGAUGAUGAUGACGACGAUGACGACGAUGAUGACGAUGAAUAAAUGUUUACCACCAUCUUUCACUUCACUAUAAUUUAGCCAGAAAUGGCAAAACCCAAAAGUCGCACCAGUUCUUUUCUAACACCUUGGAGCAAACACACUUUGUGUCUGUUUGCUUCCAGUAAAGGACAAAUAUAAUGAGUCAGGGAAGGAGAUUUUGUGAAAAACAGAGGAAUUGCAUCUUUGUUGAUGAACAGCGUUGCAGCUUAAAAUGCUGCUUGUCCUGCUAAUCUCUAACCUCCGAGGUUCACAAUUAAUGUGAGUAAAGAGGCUAUCAGAGGCUAACUUCCUUGUCAUUUUCUACCUAAUGUCACAGACCGGGGUUCACCCCUUUCCUCACUUUCUCCAAUUUACUGUAAUCCUGUUUCAAUGACAUGUUUUCUACUUGAUGAAGAG